GCCCAAGGAUCAACACAAAACCGCAUUUCAGACCAGGUACGAUCUGUACAAGUUUGUGGUGAUGCCUUUCGGCCUUCGCAAUGCUCCUGGCACCUUUCAGCACGCUAUGAAUCGGAUAUUUCAUGACUACUUAGAUAAGUUUGUCAUCGCGUACCUCGAUGACAUACUUAUUUUUAGUAAGACUGUUGAGGAGCACGUUGCGCACUUGGACAAAGUCCUUAGCCUUCUUCGACAGCACAAGUUCAAGAUCAACGGUGAGAAGUGCGAGUUUGGCCGCACUCGUGUCUUGUACUUGAGUCAUGAGAUUUCCGCGGAGGGAUUGAAGCCCGAUGACGCGAAGGUGGCCAGCAUUCGUGACUGGCCGUGGCCUCAGUCUGUAACUGAGAUGAGGUCCUUCUUAGGGAUGACAUGCUACUACCACAAUUUUGUUCAGAAUUACAGCAUAGUGGCCGCCCCUUUGACGGACCUGACUCGCCUUGACACCCCAUGGGAGUGGACAGACAGGUGCGAGGCUGCUUUCAGACAAUUGAAACAUGCGUUGACACACCAUGAGGUCUUGAAACUCCCUGAUCCUGACAAACCUUUCGUAGUAACUACGGAUGCUAAACAAUAUGGCAUAGGCGCCGUGCUUGCGCAUCAGGAGGGGAAGAAGUUGAGGCCCGUAGAGUACAUGUCCAAAAAGAUGCCCUCUCAAAAGUGGGCUAAGUCCACCUUUGAGAAGGAACUCUAUGUGAUCUACAAAGCNUACAUGUCCAAAAAGAUGCCCUCUCAAAAGUGGGCUAAGUCCACCUUUGAGAAGGAACUCUAUGUGAUCUACAAAGCGCUCACUCAUUGGAGACACUAUCUCCUUGGGAGGUUCUACGUCAGGACUGAUCAUCAGACCUUGAAGUGGAUGAGAACCCAGCCUGUGCUCUCCGACGCUCUGAAGCGUUGGAUUGAAGUCAUAGAGCAGUAUGACUUCGAGCCCCAGUACAUCAAGGGCGAGUACAACAAGGUUGCUGAUGCUUUGUCGCGUAGACCAUAUUUCUCUGGUGCGCUGAUCACUGAGUUCAGGCUUGUGGACGAUGUCACUCGUUCUAUGGUGGAAGCCUAUCGCGAGGAUCCGUUUAUGUCUGAGAUCAUUCGCAGACUCGAGGCGAAGGACAAAGUGACUUCUGCCGAGUUUGAGUUGGUCAACGACUUGCUGUUCCUUGAGAAGGCUAGGAAUAAACGUUUGUGUGUGCCUAAUAGAGAGUCUUUGCACAGUUUAUUUUUAGGAGAGUGUCAUGACGCCACCGGCCAUUUUGGUUUCAAGAAGACUGCAGCCAAUUUGUCGCAGUGGUUCUGGUGGCCCACGAUGAUGAGAGACACGAAGCUAUACGUGGAAACUUGUCAAGUCUGUCAGAGGGACAAGCCACGUACAAAGGCUCCUCUUGGGCUUUUGAAGCCCCUUUCGAUUCCGGAAAGGCCUUGUGAAAGCCUGUCCAUGGACUUCAUGGAUACGCUGGUCACCAACAAGAGUCGAAUGCGUUACGUCUAUGUCAUUGUGGAUAGGUUUAGUAAGUACGCUAGAUUAGUUGCAAUGCCGGAAACAGCAAAGACUGAGUACGUCAUCGAGUUGUUCAAAGAAAACUGGGUCAAAGAUUUCAGACUGCCUAAGUCUAUCAUUAGUGACCGGGAUGUGCGAUUCACUAGUGAACUGUGGAAAGUUGCAACUGCAGAACAGGGCAUGCAGUUGCAAAUGACAUCAGGCAAUCAUCCAGAAGCAAAUGGGCAGGCAGAGCAAUUGAACCGCGUUGUACAACACCUGCUGAGGCAUUACAUCAAGCCGAAUCAGGUAGACUGGGAUGAGAAGCUCGCUCUCAUCGCCAGCCUGUACAACAACGUUGUGCACAGCGCUACGGGAGUAAGCCCGAACAGCCUGCUACUGACUUUCAAGCCUAGACUGCCCUUGGACUUCGUACUGCCUUAGAAUCAGUCAGCUGCUGCACCAGGGACCUUGGAUUUUGCUUAUCGAUAUGAGCAACUGAUGCAACAGGCAGUCGAACAAAUGCACAAAGCACAG
Chara braunii is the source of this 2044-nucleotide messenger RNA. The record is from the annotation of a GenBank genome assembly. NCBI's taxonomy places the organism in Eukaryota, Viridiplantae, Streptophyta, Charophyceae, Charales, Characeae.